Molecule: messenger RNA, 1149 nt
Organism: Trichoderma breve
Lineage: Eukaryota; Fungi; Ascomycota; Sordariomycetes; Hypocreales; Hypocreaceae
Exons: 3
Coding region: 1-1149 (382 amino acids)
Biological process (GO): protein dephosphorylation
Cellular component (GO): nucleus
Molecular function (GO): protein tyrosine/serine/threonine phosphatase activity
Source: RefSeq, a predicted model, not a curated record
AUGGCCUUGAGCACAGUCGAGGGGGUGCCCAAUCUCUACGUCGGAGGACUAUGGGCCCUCCGUCGCUCUCAGUCCCUCCUGGACCGCAAAAUCACACACGUCCUCUCCCUCGUCUCCUUCAACCCUGGCAGUCUCAAAAACUUCAAGGACGAGCCCUUCUCCGAGUACGGCAAGCCCUUCAAGCACCUUCUUAUCGACAUUGACGACGUCGAGGACGAGGAUCUCCUCAUUGAGCUGCCCAAGGCCGUCAAGUUCAUCGACGAGGGCCUCCGCAGCGAGAGAAGCCGGCACCAAAAGUCCACCAGCGGUUCAUCAACAUCAGAUUCAGCACCAGCUUCACAAUCAGAUCAGCCUCCUCCGCAGGGCCAUCCCCGACGAGGAGCCGUCUUCGUCCAUUGCGCAGCCGGAAAGUCCCGGUCCAUCUCCGCCCUCAUUGCCUACCUCCUCUGGCGCUACCCGGACCGUUUCACCGGUCCCGCCGGCGCACAGCUGGCUUCGACUCUCGAAGGCCCCGAAGCCGACGAGUCCGUUGCCGAGCCUGUCCGUGCGGCCCUCGCCCUCAUCAAGCAGACGAGGCCCCUUGCGGAGCCCAACUCGGGCUUCAUGGAACAGCUUGACCUCUGGUGGCAGAUGGGCUGUCCCGCCGACGACGACAUUGAGACGCAGCCCAUCUACCAGCGUUGGCUGUACCAGCGCGCCGCCAGAGAGAGCAUCGCCGUAGGGCAGGCCCCAUCACAGCUCUGGUUCGAAGACGAGCAGACCGAAAAGCCGUCAGACUCGUCGUCUUCCGCCCCCACGCCGGACAGGAAGCUCCGCUGCAAAAAGUGCCGCCGCAUCCUCGCCACGGCCCCCUUCAUCGUGCCGCACAAGCCCCGCGAUGACUCUGCGGCGUCCUGCCAGCACUUCUUCAUCGAGCCCCUCAGCUGGAUGCGCGCCGAGCUGGAAAAGGGCGAGCUGAGCGGCCGGCUGUCGUGCCCGAACACCAAGUGCGGCGCCGGCGUGGGGCGGUACGACUGGAAGGGCUUCCCGUGCUCGUGCGGCUCGCGCGAGGACCCGGCCUUUUCGCUGCAGAAGGCGAGGGUCGACGAGGAGCUGUCCAGGGCCCCUCUGCGGAUGCCUCCUGGCCGAGGCGGCAACGGGAAUUUGUGA